UUGACUGCAGUGUGGAACGAACCGAACACACUCAACCGAGUCCGAAAAACAGAGAACACGAGAGGACACAGCGCGGUACAGACAGCGGAGCGCCGGCCAUUCAAUCAGAGCGAGCGACGGAUCAGAUCCACCCACGACACUUUUCACCGCGCCCCCGAACCCCGCUUUACCCGUCUGAUUGGUGGCCGGGCCCAGCGCGCGCGGCGACAGCUUGUGCUGCUGAGCGUCCGCCCCCGCCCCCGCGCACACUCCCGCCCCGCCCCGCUGCCCUCCGCCGCGGCGGCACCACCAGCGCCGACGCGCUCAACCUCUCCUGAGGGACACUCUCUCUACAGACACGCUCUCCCGUGGACCGACCGAUUCCCGCCCCGCGUCCUUACAGCUCGCGUCCUCCUCUCUGGCCGGCCGUCUUCGGGCUCCCUGUUCAGGGCGAGGCUGACGUCGAACAGCGUGGUCAAGAGGCGAUCUCGCAUCUACUCCUCCGCCGGUGCCUGGCGGGCGGGCUGGGCGGCGAGCGCCGCGGGCGCUACUUUAGCGGGGACUCCACGAGCCGCUGCUUACGGGCCUCCGCGGCGAAGCCCCAAGCGCCGUCCGGCGCCGCGUCCGUGGCCAGGCGCUCGAAGAUGGUGGGCUUCAUGCUGCGGCGGGCCGGGCGUACCGGGGCUCCACCGCGAGCUCGGAGGCGCUGCACGCGCGUCACCCGCACGCCGCCCCAGCCCUCGAAACUCGCUCGACGGGGACUCCCUACCAGCGACGCCGUUUAACGAGAUUAAAAGCGGAGAGAAUUUGAAAAAAACUUUUUGGCCUCUCCUUGGGACAUUUCUCUGUUCGGACGGCAGGCGCGCGUACGGCGAGCUAUUUACCGUCGGGAGGGCUCGUCGUCUGAUUUCGAUGCGUCUCGCUGCUGUCUUCGACUUCCGCUUCUCGGCGUCCCUCCAUCGCCGUUCUGAAAUCACAGUACCGAAUACGGUCCGCAGCGCCAGGGUUGGCGCGUGUGCAGCGUGCGUGGGCAGCUCGUGGGCAGCCGCUGCAGCGCGACGCCCACUCACCGCUCAGGCCACACGAGCUACACCGAGAACCACUUCCCCGCACCACCAACGGACACUCUGA
This is a messenger RNA of Danaus chrysippus (African queen), 1110 nucleotides long. The record is from the annotation of a GenBank genome assembly. NCBI's taxonomy places the organism in Eukaryota, Metazoa, Arthropoda, Insecta, Lepidoptera, Nymphalidae.